Molecule: messenger RNA, 273 nt
Organism: Acanthocheilonema viteae
Lineage: Eukaryota; Metazoa; Nematoda; Chromadorea; Rhabditida; Onchocercidae
Source: the annotation of a GenBank genome assembly
AUGGUGGCGAUAAUUGAUGUGGAGGUUGUAAAAGGCUUAAGCUAUCCAAAUCCGUUAACUGAAUAUGAAGACUGACUUAGUCCUCUUGUGCUACGUCCGCUGGAUUAUGCUUGCUUGGAAUAUAAUGGAAUGCAAAUUUUGCUGUUCGUAUUUCCUCAAUGCGGUUUUACACGAACUUCGGUAGAAGCUGUAAUUGGUUUUUUAUCCAAUGUAGAACGCAUUUUGAAUCUGGCCACAGCGUUAUCUUUGCAUUUUCUAGCUCCAUUUGUUUGA